AAAACUGACACUUUCAAACUAGACUGGCGUUUCAACGCUUGUGUUGUUUUUUUAUGGAUUUUUGGCAUUCCGUCCGAAGUCACGGUGGUUUAAAGUUUAUGCUUUUGAACUAAAACUAAAGAUCUUUUAAAAUUCCUCCUGAAACAUAAAAUAGACUUGUCUUCUCCAAGAGAGCCUGCUUUAAGAUUGUGAGAGAAAAUGUGCUUAAAGCCACUCUAGUAUUUUUUUUUCAGAAGAGGAAAGUCCUGUUUCAGUUUUCCUCAAAGCAAAACAAAGAAGUUGCUCUCUCAUGGCUAAUACCACAACAACUCAAGCCUCAUACAUCACAGUGGAACCACAGGCUGAUGAAUGCCUUGAAAAUGUUCCACCUAGAGAUCCUAAAGCUGUUGACUCUUCAAAGCUAGAAAAUGCUGAGAAUUUCACCUUACAGUUGGAGGAAGAUGGUGCAGAUGCUUUUGUCUCUUCCACUCCUGCUUCAAAGAAUAGAACCAGUGAUUUCCAGGCAAAGUCGUUGCUGUCGGGUGUCCAGUCUGCUUUAACCCCAGUCUUAAAAGAUCUAAAUAUCUGGAAUAAAAGCGCAUCUCCAGAGCUUUUUAAACUUCGAAACAGUCCUAAUUCUGCUGUUCCUUCUAAUUUUGCUGCAAACUGUCAAAAAUCAACCAGAGAUUCAAGGACACAAAAGAUUGGCGAAGAUAUCUCUAUGAUCAAUGAUGAAUGCUUGCCAGAAGUUACUCUGUCCGAUCUUACCUCAGAUUCAAUGUUGUACCUGACAAUGAAUGAUUCAGUCUUCCCUGAAAGACAACAUGCAACUCCUCAGCUUUAUAGUAAAAAGACAAACACUUCAGAUCAUCAAAAUAGCUUUUGUGCAAAGGUGGAUGACUCUUUUCAGAACGCUAUUUCAUUCAGAGGGAUUUGUAAUGAGUAUUUACAAGACAUUACUCUCCUUGAAGUUACUCGGGCCUCUCCAGUUGGACACAUGUCCUUCAUGGACAUUGAAGAUGACAGAGCUACUUCUGAUCAUAGUGAUCAAAUUAUGACAGAGAAAUCGGACACAAUCACGAUUGAGGAACUCUCCAGCAAGAGCGGAAAUUCUCCCCAGAGUUCAAGGCAAAACUCAAUUAAGGCAGCCUUGGAGGUAACUCAGGAUGUUACUUUGGAAAACAGCAAGUCUUCAUCUGAAUCCAGUGGACAAAAAGUGGAGAAAUCUCAAAAUCCAGUCAAUAGCACUCAAGUUAUUAAUGUUACUCGUGAUCUAUGCUCCUCUUGUGAUGCCUCUAACAGUGUCGACAUCUCUUCCUCUGGCACAGAAAGAUCAACCUAUGAGGUUUGUCCUGAACCCAGAGGAAACCCUGAUUGCAUAGAGGCUGAGAUGGUCACUAAGGAGUCGCAACAGAGCCCAGAAUCAGAGACCGGUGGACAAAAACUAGAGAUGUAUCAGAGUUCAGACACACUCUGUAUCCAAGCUAUUAAUAUUACUCAAGAAAAAAACCCCGGCUGUGACACGCCUGUACAGACUGCACGCUUGCCUGCUGACAUGGACAAAUCCUCCCCCGAGUUGGAAUCUGAACCCAAAGAAAAACUUGAAGAGCUGCCAACACGCUGUGACACCGAGUCAACCAACAAGGAGUCACAACAAACCCUGAAACCAGACAUGUCUGCCAACGGUACAUUUGCAGUUGAGCAGCCCUCUAUACAGACCAUUUCCAUCGUCAAUAACGAGACUCUAGAUCUUCCACCAACCAACGUAAGCUAUGCAAAAGAUGUCAAGGAAAGCGGAGAUCAGCAAACUUCUGUCGACUCUAAAACUGAAGCUUCCUUUGUUGUGCAUCAGAGCAGCUCUGAUGCAAAGGAAACCACAUUUGCCGUAGGGCAGAAUGCCACUGUUGACGGAGAUCCUCUUCAAAAAUCUAAACUCCAGAUCGGUUCCGCCAUAGAGAAAACUCCUGCUCCACUUGGUCAGUGGAACGGCACAUUUGAUUAUAAGCUUCCCUCACAACUAAACGGCACGAUAACUUUGGCAGAAAUUAGCUCGAAUGACAGUCAUCAAAGUGCCUUGGGCAACUCCUCUACUUCCAAAGCAAGAAAUGCAACAAUUACCCUUAAAGAUGGCUGUUCUGAAAACAACUCAUCAAAACUCCAAACAAAUGAAGCUGCAGCACCAGAAACCAAGAAGGACGGAAGCCCAAACAUAACAUUUGAAGCUGCAGAACCAGGAACCAAGAAGGACGGAAGCCCAAACAUGACAUUUGAAGCUGCAGAACCAGGAACCAAAAAGGACGGAAGCCCAAACAUGACAUUUGAAGCUGCAGAACCAGGAACCAAGAAGGACGGAAGCCCAAACAUGACAUUUGAAGCUGCAGAACCAGGAACCAAAAAGGACGGAAGCCCAAACGUGACAUUUGAAGAUGCAGUACCAGAAACCAAGAAGGACGGAAGCCCAAACAUGACAUUUGAAGCUGCAGAACCAGAAACCAAGAAGGACGGAAGCCCAAACAUGACAUUUGAAGCUGCAGAACCAGGAACCAAGAAGGACGGAAGCCCAAACAUGACAUUUGAAGAUGCAGUACCAGAAACCAAGAAGGACGGAAGCCCAAACAUGACAUUUGAAGCUGCAGAACCAGAAACCAAGAAGGACGGAAGCCCAAACAUGACAUUUGAAGAUGCAGUACCAGAAACCAAGAAGGAUGGAAGCCCAAACAUGACAUUUGAAACUCCUCUACAGCCAGCCAAUGUGUCCAUAUAUCUUUCACAAUCAGGUCUUUCUGAUUUUGAUGAGAGUUUGGUUUUAAAACCUCAGUGCUUGGCGUCUUCUACACCAAUGGUGAGCAUUAAAAUGUUCACCUUAGAGACAAAGAGAGAGCCAGGCCACAUCCUAGCAGCGCAGAAAAACCUUUAUGGGAAAACACCUAUUGAACCGUCAAACACCAUCAAACCGUCAAACAUUAUUGGUGAUCGUAAAACAUUCUUCAAGCAGCCCACAGUUAAAAACCUUUAUCCUUCCUCCAAAAUUGCCUCUGAGUUGUUGAAACGUAAUCCACCAGCGGCGGCAACAGGCCUGCUGGUGAAACGACAGAGACCAGACGGGGAGGCUGCGAAAAGUUCUGCUGCUCCAAAGGAACAGGAGAAAAACUCAAAUUCGUACAACCUGCGAUCUUUAGCCUCCAAGCUGCCGCCCCCCUCUGGCUUGCAGAGACCUCAGGUGAGCGGCAUUCCCAUUGGCUUACCGAGGGCUACACCGAGUCUGAGAGCAGCUCCCUGCUCAAGCACAGAAAAACCAAGUGGACCUGCAGCUGCCAACUUUGUCACGAAGAUGGCACCAGGAAAGAGGCAUCCUUUGGCUAAAGGAGACGUUUUGCCUGUGUCAAAGAGGAAGAAAACGGAUGCCAGCACAACUGAAGCUCCCGUAUCCGUCGGCGCCGCCAGCGGGGUAAAGACGGGGAAACAGCCCACAGCCGGCCACAGAUCUGCCCUGGAUAAAUCCUCCAGAACUGAUGCUGCAGCUGCUAAAACUGCAGCAUCAUAUGAUGUCAUCGGCAGGGGGAGGGGCUUAAAACAGCCGGCAGCCAAUCCCAGAGCUAACCAUGUUAAACCACAAAGCCAGGGUUGCACCAAAUGUGAACAUCUGUCACAAGAAAUAGAAAGGUUAAAGGAAGUGCUUCGCAAGCAUAAAAUACCACUGAACGGCUGAAGGUUUCCAUAAUUUUAAAAAAUAGUGAAAGUUUUAUAACUUUUUGUUGCUUUUGAUUAAAUGUGGAUUUAUAAAAUGAACAAGAAUAAAUGUCUAUGAUUAACUAAAGGA
Molecule: messenger RNA, 3799 nt
Organism: Xiphophorus couchianus (Monterrey platyfish)
Lineage: Eukaryota; Metazoa; Chordata; Actinopteri; Cyprinodontiformes; Poeciliidae
Exons: 9
Coding region: 290-3688 (1132 amino acids)
Source: RefSeq, a predicted model, not a curated record